AUUUCUUUAUUUCUAUGGAAUUAUAAUUGACUCCCAUGUAAAUUCUUAUAAAGAAAUGUUGCUUUUAUUGCUCGAUUUGCAUUAUCACACUUGAUGGACAUAAGUGAACAAAAGGAGUAUGUGAAAUAAAUAAAACGGUACUACAGCUUUUACUCCGACAUUUUUGUGCCCUUUUUGUAGGAAUUGAUGAAAUCGCAAUAGAUUUGAAGAGCAAGAAACUCAUGGUGGUCGGAACAGUCGACCCCAUCAGUGUCGUGAGCAAACUGCGGAAGAAGAACUGGCCAGCCAACAUAAUAUCAGUAGGGCCAGCAAAAGAACCCGAGAAAAAAGAGGAGCCAAAAAAAGAAGAAUCCAAGAAAGAGGAGCCGAAAAAGGAAGAAACUAAGGAAGAAUCGAAGAAAGAAGAGAGAAAAAAAGAAGAAACGAAGAAAGAGGAGGGUAAGAAGGAAGAGGAGAAGAAGCCCGGCCCUGAACCGAUGGUAAUGCCAUAUCGGCCUUAUUAUCCUUCCAUGCAAUCAUAUUACCAUCCACAUCACAGCAUGGAUGAAAAUCCAAACGCAUGCAUCAUAUGCUAAGCCGGUUGGAAACUUAAUCUUUUUUUUUUCCCGUUGGCUUUGGAAUUCAAUGGAAUCGACGCAAACCUGAGACCGUUCUAGACAGUCAAACUCUGCUUACAGACAAUGAUACUACGAUAAUAUUUUAAGAUUUUGUGAUAUAUAAAGCAGCCAAUAAACUAUUUGCCAUCAUUUUCAUGUACAAGUCACCUUGUGUAUAUAUGAGUGGUUGCAUUAAUAUAUGGUUGGAAGCUUUGCUGGAAA
Messenger RNA from Olea europaea var. sylvestris, 818 nucleotides. Its product is annotated as heavy metal-associated isoprenylated plant protein 39-like. NCBI's taxonomy places the organism in Eukaryota, Viridiplantae, Streptophyta, Magnoliopsida, Lamiales, Oleaceae. The record is from RefSeq and is a predicted model, not a curated record. The transcript has 2 exons. Bases 222 to 575 code for a protein of 117 amino acids.